Penicillium coprophilum is the source of this 1011-nucleotide messenger RNA. RefSeq names its product homeobox domain-containing protein. Gene Ontology annotation, biological process: regulation of transcription by RNA polymerase II. Gene Ontology annotation, molecular function: RNA polymerase II cis-regulatory region sequence-specific DNA binding; DNA-binding transcription factor activity, RNA polymerase II-specific. Bases 1 to 1011 code for a protein of 336 amino acids. NCBI's taxonomy places the organism in Eukaryota, Fungi, Ascomycota, Eurotiomycetes, Eurotiales, Aspergillaceae. The record is from RefSeq and is a predicted model, not a curated record. The transcript has 3 exons.
AUGUCACAGUCCCACGAGGUAGACGAAGAUACCGAUAUGGCUAUUUCGUAUACCCAAUCGUCAACCGGACACCCUCCUCAAACCCUCCCCUCAUUUCGCGAGCUCCUACCUCCCCACCUCCACGAUGAAAUUGAAUCAACCUCCCCAUUCUACAACACACCUCCCCACCUCCACGAUGAAAUUGAAUCAACCUCCCCAUUCUACAACACAACCCGCCACUCACAAGACCGCCCACCCUCCGGGCACGAUAUGUCCGACCCCCGCUCAAUCCCAUAUGGCAACCAAUCCAGCAACAUGGCCUACGAUUCCCAUCGCGAAUACACGGUCUCCCGAGGCGCAGAACAACAACCCCGCAUGCCAGAUCCCGGCCACCACCACAUGCAUCUAUCCGAGAACGCAUCCCGCGGUCCCAGCCCCAUUCUCCCUCCAAUCCGCGAUCUGGACUCCAUGCCCGGCCGGGCAAUGAACUCUUCCAGCAAAGGGUAUCCUGAGCGGGCACCACGCUCAGACCCCUUCGUCGCGCAGGAAUAUCGCCAGCCCGGACCGGCAGCGAUGUCCACUGAUCCGCAUCCCCGCGGUGAGCACUUCGCUGCACCUAUCAUGCACCCCCAGUCACCGUAUGGGCAUCCUCCUAUCGGGUAUGCGGAUGAGCAAAUGUCGCCUCAGAUGAUGGGACAUGGUCAGGGAAAUUUCGGGAUUAUGGGCGAUCAGAUUGAUCCCAAGACAAAGCGGAGACGGGGGAAUUUGCCCAAGCCCGUGACGGAUAUCUUGCGGGCGUGGUUUCAUGACCAUCUGGACCAUCCUUAUCCCAGUGAGGAGGAUAAGCAAAUGUUUAUGACGAGGACCGGGCUAUCGAUCAAUCAGAUUAGCAACUGGUUUAUCAAUGCUCGGAGACGACAACUACCUGCGCUGCGCAACCAAAUGCGAAGUGGUGCGGAUGCGGAGUCUCAGCGACAGUCACCUUUUAGUGAUGCUGACGGAUCGGAGCAUCUGCCCUCUCCUCAUCACUAG